This is a messenger RNA of Phanerochaete carnosa HHB-10118-sp, 2155 nucleotides long. RefSeq lists its product as uncharacterized. The record is from RefSeq and is a predicted model, not a curated record. Lineage: Eukaryota; Fungi; Basidiomycota; Agaricomycetes; Polyporales; Phanerochaetaceae. Gene Ontology annotation, cellular component: cytoplasm; nucleus. The transcript has 13 exons. Gene Ontology annotation, molecular function: protein tag activity; ubiquitin protein ligase binding. Gene Ontology annotation, biological process: modification-dependent protein catabolic process; protein ubiquitination. The coding region runs from base 52 to 2046 and encodes 664 amino acids.
GCUCUCGCAUUUUGAUAGUCUCAUUAGCGAUCUACUAACUGUGGCUUGAAGAUGUCCACACAUUCGUCUCAAGCUGCACAGUCCAAGCAGAACGAGGAGACGGUCGAGGUUGUGAUUCACACAGACAAUGCAGUGGGCAAGCCCGACCGACUUGUCCUCCAUGACGUUCCAUUUCCGGUCUCGUUCGACUACCUUGCCAUACAAAUGUGUCUGAACAAAUUCCCGGAGCUGACAAAAUUCAGUGCGCGUACACGGGUCAACCUCAAAGUUGUAGAGGAACCAUCAUCUUUUAAUUCUAGUACACUGAGCGGAUGUAUCAAUGUUGACGAGCCCUUAUGUCGGUAUUACCACAAUCAUCUGCAUGAUGUCAUCGAUAUGCCUCGGUACAAUACUCAAACAGAUGUGGAGGGUGACGCAUUACUCGGGCUUAGCUGCGCCAAAAUCGGCGAACGCGGUGACACAGUGGACGUCGGAGGUGUAUCGAUUGCUUUCAUGAGUGGCGCUCUCAUCCACGGUAUUUGUAGGACUCUCAGAGUGCCUGAAAAUGGGAAGACCUACAUUUUACCCACUCAGCUCGGUAAAUUCCCUCUGUACAAUGCUGCAGACUUCGCCUCUCAGCUUCCUCAAUCUAUCGCGCGCAAAGGCGGCAUUCUCAUGGGUAUGCACCAAUGCGAAGCAAUGUGGAUCAAUUUCGUCGAGACUGAAGCGCGCAAUCCUUACGCCGUCAAAGUAUCCACAGGAGGAGUCAAUGCUAUCACGGGCAUGCCUAAAGAUGUUAGAGCUAAAGGCAGGCAAGACUACUUGACGGUAGGAUCGGAUGAUGCUGCCCAGGCGUGGCUGGACGGAUUUAGUACGGAAAGAGGUGUUGUUCGACAAUUUGUUGCUGUACCCACAGGACACGGACUCACCAUAGAAGCUCAGAUCACUGGAAAGGAGAUGAAACCUCCGCGUUGGCGAAAUCAUUGUCUGCAUAAACGAGUCCUUGUGCGCAAAUAUAAAUACAACUUAAUGAUCGGUCCUGAUUCUCUUCCUAGUUCUAGGCCUUUGGUCCAGGGGGGCACUUACAAGCCGCCAAAAGUUGGCUCGACACUAUAUCUAUGCGCCGUGGGCGGUGUAUACAACGUGCAGAUGAGAAUCGACAUCAAAACAUUGGACCGACGGGCCGUCCACUUGGAUGUCCAUUGCUUUGAUAAUAUUUUAAGCAUCAAAUAUAGGGUUCAGGAUGAAUUAUCCAUCCCUGUAGAUCAGCAGCGAAUAAUAUUCUGCGGUCGACAGCUCGAAGAUGACAAAACUCUCGCGGUUGACUGGAACUGGCGUACACCAGAGUGCCGCGUCACCAACGAAAGUACACUACAUCUGGUCACCAGACUUAGAGGCGGAGGAGGAGUUCAAGAUGCCCCGGACAGGGCAGAUGGUGCAGGCUUUGCCGCGGGCGGCAAAAUAUCGCAGAAAAUAAUCCGCGAUCGCUUCUCUGCCGCUGCAUACAACUUCGGCGCCGGUUGUCGUCUCCACGUCACGAUCAUAAGCCCGGCAUUCCUCUCUCAGCUCACUGGUAGAGCGCCAACCCCCACCCCGAUAUCUAUCAAGACGUACCUCGAGGCUGAUUUGCCCUGGUUCGCUCUGUACGACGAGGGAGUUCCUUCCGCAAACAAUGUCUCGUCAGGUCAUUCACUCGCUUCGAUCGAAUCUUUGCGGGCGGAUAUUAGCAAACGACGAGACGCGAACCCCUCGCAGUACGGGUGUUGUUACUGCGCCGCCACUGCGACCUUUCAACUACAGCCUUGCGGACAUCUCCUUUGCCAGGACUGUGCGGACGGCCUCCCUGAAAACGAGUGUCCGAAGCACUGUCGAGUUGUCGUUGGUAGGAAGAAGAUAAUGGCUGAGGCUCUCGCAGAGAGCGAGGCAGAUUGGGAUUGCCCCGCCGCUGGCUCAUCCGACGAACGCAUUGUGGUGCUGUCGAGGUGUGCAGAGAAGGGCAUCGUUGGGACGUUUAUGCGCGCUGCAGACAACAUCUCGAUACUAUCUUCUGAUCCUUCAGAGUUCUAACACUCCCUGUCCUUCAUCCUCUCGCCUCCGUUCACAGUGUCUUCGUUGAUCCGUUCACUUCCACUAAUUGGAGCAAUGGCACCACAGUAUAAAUAUUACCAGAGAAAAG